AUGGCAAGCACUACUUCACGAAGCGCGAUGUUCAACCAGGGAACCUACUACAUCGUCAACCGCAUGCUCUCUUCGUCUGGACAGAAGCUCGCACUGACCUUCAACGGGGAAAACAACACCGUCACCGUUACCCUCAUAAACGCAACCAAUCAGGCUUGGGCUAUCAGAGACUACAGUGACGGCAAGACCCAAACCGUAUCGCCGGUGUCUAGCCCACACUUGCAGAUUGGAAUGGGCUCAGGCGUGAUCAAAGUACUUUCUCCUGGAGGUUAUGUGUGGACCUUGAGGAACACGCCUUCGGGAGCCACGUACGUUCGAUCGACAAUUCAAGAUGGCGACGUGACCGUUUUCUGGGGUCUCCCCGAGGCUCAAGUAGACCAGGCAGUGGGGUUUGGAAAGGAGGCUGCAAAUGGAAAUCAACGUUGGGUCAUGAUCCCGGCGUAG
Pleurotus ostreatus (oyster mushroom) is the source of this 444-nucleotide messenger RNA. RefSeq lists its product as uncharacterized. The coding region runs from base 1 to 444 and encodes 147 amino acids. The transcript has 3 exons. The record is from RefSeq and is a predicted model, not a curated record. Lineage: Eukaryota; Fungi; Basidiomycota; Agaricomycetes; Agaricales; Pleurotaceae.